AUGUCCCCUAAACAGCAAGACUACCACCCGCUGCGACGCAGCUCGACCGACGAGGCCUCCGAAACUGAGAAUGAGAACGGGACUAAGCCAGGGACGAACAAUCUGGACCCCCCACGAGCCGCAAGCCCGAAUCCGACGAGGCCACACCGAACCCCAAGGGCCAUCUUCCUCACUGCCCUCUCAUUCGCAGCCCUCCUCCUUUCCUGCUCCAACAUCACUUUCCUCGUCCACUGGCUGAGGACCAAUCUCCACCGGACCAUCCCCCUCCCAAUCCAAGAACACAGCCCAUCCGUCAGCGACAACGUCAGCGACAACGUCAGCGCCGUCGCGCACCUCUGGGAGGACGAGCUAAGCGGCGACCCGGGCGUGGUGGCGCUGGAGAACGAUUUCGUCCGGGAGAAGCAUCUCCCCGAGGCGAUGCCGUUCCCCUGGGAUCCGUCCAAGAGCGUGUAUCUGCUCCAGGGAUAUCAUAAUCUCCAUUGUCUGCGGACGCUCUUCCGCUACGCCUGGACGGCGGACCGUGGCCUCCUGCAACGGAUCGCGUUCAGCCACGUCUUGCACUGCCUGGACCAGCUGCGGCAGGAUGUGAUCUGCAACGCCGACGACACCCCGCGGUACGCGGGCCACCCGCGGCCCGGGGAUCCGCCGGGGACGGGGGCGGGGCAGGUCCGUCUGUGUCGCGACUGGGCGCAGCUGGAGCGCUGGGCCCGCGAGCGCACCGCCUGCUUCAAGCAUGAGGAUGAGGUCCCCGGGCGGCUGCAGUGUUAUUGCAAUGAAGUCCUACAGUCAGGCUAUAUUCUAGAGUGA
Molecule: messenger RNA, 807 nt
Organism: Aspergillus fijiensis CBS 313.89
Lineage: Eukaryota; Fungi; Ascomycota; Eurotiomycetes; Eurotiales; Aspergillaceae
Exons: 2
Coding region: 1-807 (268 amino acids)
Biological process (GO): mycotoxin biosynthetic process
Source: RefSeq, a predicted model, not a curated record